GCUUUGGACCCUAUUCGGGGACCGGCAUCUCAGUGGACCUUUUCUUUUAUUGGAUUUUUGUUGGCCUUGGCCGGUGUCCCCUCCUACAUAAAAAAAAAAAAGAAAAAAAAGUAAUGGCCGUGGAGCGACGCGUCUUCAUUUCCCGUCGCUCGCUGCAGAGCAUCUAGGAUGGACACACAGACACACACACGACAGUCAUGGGGAGAGUCUUGCCGAGCCCACUGCUGCUCCUGCUGCUGCUGGCGCUAAGGCCUGGAGGUGCACCAAGCCUCACCUUGUCCCAGGACUGCAGUGCUGCCGACAAAAUAGUGAAAGAAGGUCAAACAGAAGUCAUCAGCACCACACAAUCCAUCUUGAAGCAAGGUCGAUAUGAAGGUAAUCUUACUUUGUUUGUGAAGCCUGAGAGUGGCUUUAAGGGCGUCAGUCUUCAUGCGUGGGCAAGUGACGGCACUCACCACACUACUUGGUUCCCUGCCGAGGAGAAAUGUUUCCCGCGCGAUGGCAAAUGGGUGGAAUUCUUGGCGAUGAUUUGGACAACCAGGAAGGGUCUUGUGUUUAACUCUGUGUCUGCUGUAUGCUGGAAGAGGUGCAAGAUCAACACUGUCCAGGCAAUACUCAUGAACAUCAGCGUGGUGGCUCACGGACCUUCCAGGUGGUUGACCGGGAACCCACCUUGGCAAUGUGAGGUGACUUACUACCGGACUAAAUCUCCCGACAGAACGGCGAAGUGUUUGCUCUCUCCACCCACCGCUACCACCAACACCACCGUCACCACCACCACCACCACCACCUCUCCACCCAUCGCCACCAAUAACACCACCGCCACCACCACCACCACCACCACCACCACCAGCACCUCUCCACCCAUCGCCAACAACACCGCCACCACCACCAUCACCACCACCUUUCCACCCAUCGCCACCACCCCCAUCACCACCGCCACCACCACCGCCACCACCGCCGCUACCACCACCACCACCACCACCACCACCACCGCCACCAACCCCGCUACCACCCCAGACACUACUACCACCACCACCGCCACUACCACCGCCAGCGUCGCCACCACCGCCGUCGCCGCCACCACCACCACCACCACCAACAUCUGUGGGACGCCCUCUACUCCUAAGGUGACAAUUUACAAGAUAAUAAUUAUAGCAGCGUCAGCAGUAGCAGUGGUGGAGGUGGUGAUGAUAGUGGUGUUCUGUUGGAAGCAGAAAGCUGCCACAUCACCGCACCACGCCCAGCCGGACUCUCCCUGCGUCCUCCUCUCCUCGAUGAGCUGGUCAUAGAAAACGACAUCUACGAGCCAUUUGACGGUCCCGCUAACGACGCCGCGCUGCAAACCUUCGACAACGACCUGUACGAGUCCUUCAGCGGCCACGGGCGCCGGCACGACUCCUAGACGACCCUGAGACAGCGCCCGCCACACACACUUACGAAGCCUGACGGGGCGCGCACGCGCGGCACAGAGAGAGAGAGAGAGAGAGAGAGAGAGAGAGAGAGAGAGAGAGAGAGAGAGAGAGAGAGAGAGAGAGAGAGAGAACUUUAAACACGCUGCAUUAUUUCCUUUGAGGCUAUUGGCCAGUUUCACAGUGAGCAAAAAAAAAAAAAAAAAAAAAACACACAGCAAAACCUUACACAGAUAUGGCGAGGAUUGUCAAUUGUGGCCUAGUACGUGAUUACAUAGGGCACACACACACACACACACACACACACACACACACACACACACACACACACACACACACACACACACACACACACACACA
Molecule: messenger RNA, 1772 nt
Organism: Scylla paramamosain (green mud crab)
Lineage: Eukaryota; Metazoa; Arthropoda; Malacostraca; Decapoda; Portunidae
Product: mucin-5AC-like
Exons: 2
Coding region: 198-1292 (364 amino acids)
Source: RefSeq, a predicted model, not a curated record